Molecule: messenger RNA, 840 nt
Organism: Babjeviella inositovora NRRL Y-12698
Lineage: Eukaryota; Fungi; Ascomycota; Pichiomycetes; Serinales
Product: mitochondrial 54S ribosomal mL60 domain-containing protein
Exons: 2
Coding region: 44-499 (151 amino acids)
Cellular component (GO): mitochondrial large ribosomal subunit
Molecular function (GO): structural constituent of ribosome
Source: RefSeq, a predicted model, not a curated record
GUAACACGCCUUAUCCUGAUCUUCAUCCCGUAAUACAUAAAGCAUGUUUGGUCCGUUUAGAUCCUCUCUCCCAAGUUUUGGUGGGUUAUUGUGGAAGUCUGCCUAUAGAAUGUCUCGUCACCAGAAGUAUCGCCUUCGUCGCAGAAUGAAGGUGGUGGACAAGAAUAUUGAUGUCUUGUACCUGGGUUUGAUCAAGACCGGGCGCAUUACCCCAGGCGAAGCUAAAGACUUGAAUGACACCGCUAAAUUGAACGCCGAAGUCACGAACAUGUCCUUAUUGAACCCUGUCAAUGCCAUGCACGAGCCAGCGGUGCCAGCUACCUCCAUUAUCCCAAAGGCCAUUAUGGAGUUGAAAUGGAAGUUCCCUAAGGAGCACGAAAUGGACCCAAAGGACAAAUACACCCACUACUCUAAGUACGCUAAGAAUUACAGAAAGUCUCUCCAUAAGUUCCCUAAGUGGACUAAGCUUUCUCUCAGAGAAAAUCCAAAGGGUUUCUAAGCGUGGGGAGCGUUGGGGGGUUAGUGCGACGAGAUGAUUGUCAAAUUUGUAUAUAUAUCUAAUAACAAUUCGAAAAACAGCCAUGACGGGGGUAGCGGUGAAAGGAAGAGAAGGACAGAAAUUUGGAAGGUGAGGUUUGCGUAGAAACUUGGGGGUUAAAACCAACUGCUCGAUGAUCGGUUGAGGUAUGCCAGUUUUUACGAAAUUAUAGGUUUAAGUAGGCCAAAAUUGGAUAAAAAUUGAGUUUACUUAAGUGCCGUUCUCUCGAUUCUCUCUCAAAUCUUUACCGUUUCGCCUCCAGUUUUUCCUUCCCACGUUCAUCAAUUGAAGCGCUUGACUGG